Molecule: messenger RNA, 690 nt
Organism: Salvia hispanica
Lineage: Eukaryota; Viridiplantae; Streptophyta; Magnoliopsida; Lamiales; Lamiaceae
Product: guanine nucleotide-binding protein subunit gamma 2-like
Source: RefSeq, a predicted model, not a curated record
AAACAAGUGAGAUUCGGCAUUCCAGCUUCCACUUUUGACCACUUUCCAUGUCACCCACUCCUCAUCUCAGCUGGAUCCAUUUCCAUUUCAAUUUCCAUUUCUAUUUAUAAUCGCUUCACCACAGCCUCCGCCGCCGCGCAGAUGGAUCGAGCUCCGCCGCAAGCGGGUGAACAGCCCCACAAGCGCAGCUCAGCCGCCUCAUCGGCAAUGGCAUCCUCGACUUCUGGCCAUAUGGGAAAGCACAGAAUGUUAGCUGCAAUUUCCUUCCUCAAUCAGGAAAUCCAAAUUAUGCAGGAUGAGCUAGUUGAAUUAGAAACUAUUGGUGGAGUAUCCACUGUUUGUCCAGAUGUAAUCGCGAGCGUGGAUUCAGUUCCAGACGCUCUACUUCCUGUGACUAGAGCUCCGGUGGAGGCCGACUGGGAUAGGUGGUUCCAAGGCCCUCAGAGCUCCCGUAGUCGCCGCCGAUGGAUCUGAGCAUCUGCUUCUCGUCUUCAUCUCCUAUGUAAACAUAUAUAUGAUGAUUCUUGAAGCUAGAGAGAAUGGAUGUUAGCUUGUUUGCUCUCUUGUAUUCAUCUGAUUUAGCUUUUUUCCAAUUUUCACACAAUUGUCACUGUACAAGUAUUUGAAUUGGUCGAAAUCAACUGUUAUCUGUCUCAAGUAGUAAUAAGAAAUCAAUGUUUUGAUUUUUUA